CGGAACCACAUGUUUUCCCAUCAUUUCUAAACCGCUGGAAACUUUGCUGUCCAGAAAUUUUGUGGAAAAAGUGCUGAUAUAAUUACAGAAUGGCAGAAGAAGCUGAAGCAGAUGAGAAGAGAAUUUUGGCUCAGUUCAAAAGUGAAAGUGGAGAUGUUACAGGAAAUGCAUUUGAUUUACCUUUAAACAUCACAGCAGAAAAGCUACAGAUGAUCUGCAAUGCUUUAUUGACAAAUGAAGAUCCUAUCCCUUACUCUUUCUUUGUCAAUGACAUUGAAGUAACUGACAGUCUGGUGAAGGCACUGGAUGAUAAAGCCCUAGAGAACACAGAACAGGUCCUGGACAUAGUUUACCUCCCUCAGGCUAUAUUUAGAGUGAGGGCCGUAACAAGGUGCACCAGUACCAUCCCGGGACAUGCAGAGGCUGUCAUUUCUGUAUCAUUUAGUCCUGAUGGACGGUAUUUGGCUAGUGGUUCAGGAGAUACAACUGUUCGGUUCUGGGAUGUGCAAACAGAAACUCCUCACCAUACUUGUAAAGGUCAUAAACACUGGGUGUUAUGCAUAGCUUGGUCACCUGAUGGAAAGAAGCUAGCCUCUGGUUGUAAAAACAGUCAAAUUUGUGUAUGGGACCCAGAUUCAGGCCAUCAAAAAGGAAAAACUCUAACUGGACAUAAACAGUGGAUAACCUGGCUGUCAUGGAAACCUUUCCAUUUAGAUCCAGAAUGCAGAUUCCUUGCAAGCAGUUCUAAAGAUGGUACUAUAAAGAUCUGGGACACCCUGCUGAGUCAGUGUCACAUUACCCUGUCGGGGCACCUACAGUCAGUGACCUGUAUCAAAUGGGGAGGGACUGACCUCAUUUACUCCGCCUCCCAGGACAGAACCAUCAAAGUGUGGAGGGCAGAAGAUCUCCCUGACUUGAAGCUCAAAUCAGAUCCCGUCCUGUGUGAAUGUGUGAUAACCUCUAUCUCCACCACUGGUCUUUAUUUUUGUACACUUUCCCCCAGUAGUCUGUUUGGAAAAGAUUCCCUUCUUUCACUACCCAGAGUCUGCCUGGUUGAUCUGGUGAUCAUGGAAUACACCAUCAACACCUGCUCAUUAACUCCCUUCUUUGGGGACAAGGCAGAUAGAGACAAAU
Molecule: messenger RNA, 1134 nt
Organism: Saccostrea cuccullata (small rock oyster)
Lineage: Eukaryota; Metazoa; Mollusca; Bivalvia; Ostreida; Ostreidae
Product: notchless protein homolog 1-like
Exons: 10
Biological process (GO): Notch signaling pathway; ribosomal large subunit assembly
Cellular component (GO): nucleolus
Molecular function (GO): protein binding
Source: RefSeq, a predicted model, not a curated record